This is a messenger RNA of Capronia epimyces CBS 606.96, 1632 nucleotides long. RefSeq lists its product as uncharacterized. The record is from RefSeq and is a predicted model, not a curated record. Gene Ontology annotation, biological process: transmembrane transport. NCBI's taxonomy places the organism in Eukaryota, Fungi, Ascomycota, Eurotiomycetes, Chaetothyriales, Herpotrichiellaceae. Gene Ontology annotation, molecular function: transmembrane transporter activity. Bases 1 to 1632 code for a protein of 543 amino acids. The transcript is spliced from 3 exons.
AUGGCCGAAACGAUUGCUAUGCAUCGGGAGGACGUUCUGCCACCCGGAACCGUGCAUCUCCUCCAUUUACAUGCUCAUCAAGCCGACGAGAAGAUUCUGGUGCCUAAGCCGUCCGACCAUCCAGAUGACCCUCUCAACUGGACUAAGGCACGCAAGAUGCUGAACCUCUCUCUUGUGCUCUUCUAUGUCUUCACCACCGGCGUCGGGGGGACAUCGGUGUACUCGGUCUUCACGCCAAUCUCAGAGGACACGGGGAUCACCAUCGCUCAGCUCAACAACGGGACAGGCUAUUUAUUCCUCCUGGCAGGCUGGACCAAUUUGAUCUGGCAACCGCUCGCGUUGACGUUUGGAAGACGACCUGUGAUCCUGCUCAGCCUGGUCUUCUGCGUGGCCAUCACCGAAUGGACGGCCUGGAUUGACUCGUAUGGGCCCUGGGCCGCUGCUCGCUGUCUCUAUGGCUUUGCCUGUGCCCCGGUCGAAGUGCUGCCGGAGAUUUGCAUCCCGGACAUUUUCUUCGCCCACGAAAGAGGCGGCUAUAUUGGAAUCUAUAUGAUGAUCCUCUGCGGAAGCAACUUCAUUGCUCCGCUGAUCGCCGGGUUCAUGAACGACGCCUAUGGCUGGCAUUGGGUUCAGCAUUGGGCUGCCAUCUUACUCGGCGCCAACUUGGUGCUGUCAUUCUUCUUCCAAGAAGAGACCCUCUUCACUCGCUCCACCGUCGAAGCAGAGAGGGUAGACGAACUGUCUUCGCCGGUAGAAGAGGAGCAGGUGUUUACCGGGAAAGGUCCUGCUCCAGACUCGGCAGCACCAGCCUCGACGCUUCCCGUUAAUUCCACCAUCACCUCCUCUUCCCCCUACAAGCUCAAGACAUUCUGGGAUAAGAUGUCUCUGUGGACAUACAGUGGGAUAUCUACCUCACAAUUCCUCAGCAUGAUGUACCGGCCGAUCCUCAUCUUCUUUCAAUUUCCAAAUGUCAUGUGGGCCGGCUUCAUGUACGGCACAUCAUUGUCAUGGUAUAACGUCUACAAUGCGACCACGUCCGUCAUUCUUUCCUCCGACCCUUACAAUUUCUCUCCUGCCAUGGUCGGGCUGAGCUACGUCGCACCACUGAUCGGGACCCUGAUCGCCGGCGCUCUCACCGGACCAGUAUCAGACUGGUACACGUUGAAGCUGGCCCGACGCGCCGACGGCCUUCGUGAGCCCGAGCAACGACUCUGGGGUCUCGUCCUCUACUGCGUCCUGAUGCCGGUCGGACUGAUUCUCUGGGGCAUCGGCGCCGCACACAAGCUCCAUUGGGCCGUGCUCCUUCUCGGCUCCAUCCUCAAUGGCUAUUGCAACGUGGCCGGUGGCAGCUACGCCAUCGCCUACAACGUGGACUCGUUCAAGGAGAUUGCCGGCGAGUCCAUCGUCUCGGUCAUCUUGUGCCGGAAUAGCAUGUCCUUCGGCUUCAAUUACGCCAUCACCCCGUGGAUCGCUCGCCAGGGCUUGCAGAAUACCUUCAUUGCCGUCUCCAUCUUGUCUUGCGCUUUCGGCUGUACCUUCUUGUUGAUGGUCUGGAGGGGCAAGUACUUCCGCACCAUAUGUGCCGAUCGAUACUGGCGAUAUGUCGCUACCCAGGUGGUGAAGCAUGAGUGA